GCCUCCUCGGGAAGCCGAGGCGAGAGACAGCGGCUGGCUGGCGCUCGCUCCCUCUCUCUCUCUCUCUCUCUCUCUGCGUCUGCCGGCAGAGUUACAGCUGGUAUUUUUCCACAGGCCUUUUCUGCGCUCUCAGGGCCUACUUUUCCCAGCCAGGCCCGGAGUCCGAGAGAGGGUUAAUAGGCAGGAAGCUGCAGGCAUUGCAGGCUCAUACGGAAGUCAGAUUUUUGUUUAACUGACAGGUUCAGCAGGCCUCGGCCGUGGGGGAGGGGGCGCAGGGAAGGGAAGUCCGUAGGUGGAGGCAUGUGGCCUGCUAGGAGCGCGUGGGGCUUUUCUUAGGGAUAGCUCUUGCUCACCCUAGCCUCACAAAGAUAAUCGCUCAGGAAGUGUUUCAGCCAAUCCGGGGCGGCCUUACACUCGGAUUUGCCGGGGCAGCCAAUCGGGGAUGAGCUUUUAUGAGGCGGCCAGAUCAUCAGCCGAAGUGCCAAACCCUUUUUCUGUGAGAACUAGGAGCCUGUCCUCCAUGUUUUAUAAGUAUUGACAUUACACAGUGUUAACAAUGCAUCCACAGAGUCCCAAAUCUGCCAGCCUGUUCUCUCUUCUUCCUAACUGUGGAAAAAUGAGACGGUUGCUUGAACAUUUGUUGGCUUCAAUACAGGAGUGAGGCAGUGUUGCCAGACGCCAUUUUAAGAAUCCUGCAUAAAUAGCUUAGCUACCGAUGACUGCCUGUUUUAGCUUGGCUGAAGAGGAAAUAAAAACAGAACAGGAGGUGGUAGAGGGCAUGGACAUCUCUACUCGCUCCAAAGAUCCUGCCUCUGCAGAAAGAACAGCCCAGAAAAGGAAGUUCCCCAGCCCUCCGCACUCCUCCAAUGGCCACUCGCCACAGGAUACAUCCACAAGCCCCAUUAAAAAGAAAAAGAAACCCGGCUUACUGAAUAAUAACAAUAAGGAGCAGUCAGAGCUAAGACAUGGUCCGUUUUACUAUAUGAAGCAGCCACUCACCACAGACCCUGUUGAUGUUGUACCGCAGGACGGACGGAACGAUUUCUACUGCUGGGUUUGUCACCGGGAAGGCCAAGUCCUUUGCUGUGAGCUCUGUCCCCGGGUUUAUCACGCUAAGUGUCUGAGACUGACAUCGGAACCAGAGGGGGACUGGUUUUGUCCUGAGUGUGAGAAAAUUACAGUAGCAGAGUGCAUCGAGACCCAGAGCAAAGCCAUGACAAUGCUUACCAUUGAACAGUUAUCCUACCUGCUCAAGUUUGCCAUUCAGAAAAUGAAACAGCCGGGGACAGACGCGUUUCAGAAGCCCGUGCCCUUGGAGCAGCACCCUGACUAUGCGGAAUACAUUUUCCAUCCCAUGGACCUUUGCACCUUGGAAAAGAAUGCUAAGAAGAAAAUGUACGGCUGCACGGAAGCCUUCCUGGCGGAUGCCAAGUGGAUCUUGCACAAUUGCAUCAUUUAUAACGGGGGAAAUCAUAAAUUGACGCAGAUAGCAAAAGUAGUCAUCAAAAUCUGUGAGCACGAGAUGAAUGAAAUUGAAGUCUGUCCAGAAUGUUACCUGGCUGCCUGCCAGAAGCGAGAUAACUGGUUUUGUGAGCCUUGUAGCAACCCUCACCCUCUGGUCUGGGCAAAGCUGAAGGGCUUUCCGUUCUGGCCAGCCAAAGCUCUGAGGGAUAAAGACGGGCAGGUCGACGCCCGUUUCUUUGGACAACACGACAGGGCCUGGGUCCCCAUCAAUAACUGCUACCUCAUGUCUAAAGAGAUCCCCUUCUCUGUGAAGAAGACGAAGAGCAUCUUCAACAGCGCCAUGCAGGAGAUGGAGGUGUACGUGGACAACAUCCGCAGGAAGUUCGGCGUCUUCAACUACUCUCCGUUCCGGACGCCCUACACGCCCAACAGCCAGUACCAGAUGCUGCUCGACCCCAGCAACCCCAGCGCCGGCACCGCCAAGGUGGACAAGCAGGAGAAGGUGAAGCUCAACUUCGACAUGACGGCCUCCCCCAAGAUCCUGCUCAGCAAGCCGGUGCUGGGCGGCGGCUCGGGCCGCAGGAUCUCCCUGUCCGACAUGCCCCGCUCCCCCCUGAGCACCACGUCCUCGGUGCACACGGGCUCCGACGUGGAGCAGGACCCCGAGAAGAAGGCCACGUCCAGCCACUUCAGCGCCAGCGAGGAGUCCAUGGACUUCCUGGAGAAGAGCACAGCCUCCCCCGCCUCCACCAAGACGGGACAAGCAGGGAGCUUAUCCGGCAGCCCGAGACCUUUCUCCCCUCAAGCGUCGACUCCGAUCACGACGAAGACGGACAAAACACCCACCACUGGAAGCAUCCUGAAUCUUAACCUGGACCGCAGCAAAGCCGAGAUGGACCUGAAGGAGCUGAGCGAGGCGGUGCAGCAGCAGUCUGCCCCGGCGCCUCUGACCUCGCCCAAGCGGCAGAUUCGCAGCCGGUUCCAGCUCAACCUGGACAAGACCAUCGAGAGCUGCAAGGCACAGCUAGGCAUCAAUGAGAUCUCGGAAGACGUGUACACGGCCGUGGAGCACAGCGACUCCGAGGACUCGGAGAAGUCGGAGAGCAGCGACAGCGAGUACCUCAGCGACGACGAGAAGCCCAAGGCCGAGCCGGAGCCCGUGGACGACAAGGACGCCGGUCGGGCCGACAAGGAGCCGUCCGUUGCCAAAAAAAAGCCCAAGCCCGCCAACCCGGCCGAGGUGAAAGAGGAGCUGAAGGGCUCGCCCCCGGCCGCAGAGAAGGCGGAGCCUGCGGCCACGGCCAAGGACAAGGCCAGUCCCGAGCCCGAGAAGGACUUCGCGGAGAAAGCCAAGCCCUCCCCUCACCCCACCAGGGACAAGCUGAAGGGCAAGGACGAGACGGAUUCUCCGACUGUGCACCUGGGACUGGACUCCGACUCUGAGAGCGAGCUGGUCAUCGACCUGGGCGACGACCACGCGGGGCGGGAGGGCCGCAAGACCAAGAAGGAGCCCAAAGAGCCAUCCCCCAAGCAGGACGUUGUAGGGAAAGUGCCACCGUCUACCGCGGCGGGCAGCCAGUCUCCCCCGGAAACGCCGGUGCUCACCCGCUCCUCCUCCCAAACUCCCGCGGCUGGUGUCCCAGCCGCCACCAGCGCGCCGUCCACGGUCACGGUCACGGCCCCGGCCACCGCCGCUGCAGGAAGCCCGGUGAAAAAGCAGAGGCCGCUUUUGCCGAAGGAGACUGCCCCGGCCGUGCAGCGGGUCGUGUGGAACUCAUCAAGUAAGUUUCAAACGUCCUCCCAAAAGUGGCACAUGCAGAAGAUGCAGCGCCAGCAGCAGCAGCAGCAGCAGCCGCAGCAGCCGCAGCCUCAAUCUGCGCAGGGGACACGCUAUCAGACCAGACAGGCUGUGAAAGCUGUGCAGCAGAAGGAGGUCACGCAGAGCCCGUCCUCGUCCACCAUCACCCUGGUGACCAGCACACAGUCGUCGCCCCUGGUCACCAGCUCAGGGGCCUCGAGCACCCUCACGUCCUCGGUCAGCGCUGACCUGCCCAUCGCCACCGCCUCUGCCGAUGUCGCCGCGGACAUCGCCAAGUACACCAGCAAAAUGAUGGACGCCAUCAAAGGGACGAUGACGGAGAUCUACAACGAUCUUUCCAAAAACACCACGGGGAGCACCAUAGCCGAGAUCCGCAGGCUGAGGAUCGAGAUCGAGAAGCUGCAGUGGCUGCACCAGCAGGAGCUCUCGGAGAUGAAGCACAACCUGGAGCUGACCAUGGCCGAGAUGCGGCAGAGCCUGGAGCAGGAGCGGGACCGGCUCAUCGCCGAGGUGAAGAAGCAGCUGGAGCUGGAGAAACAGCAGGCGGUGGACGAGACCAAGAAGAAGCAGUGGUGCGCCCACUGCCGGAAGGAGGCCAUCUUCUACUGCUGCUGGAACACCAGCUACUGCGACUACCCGUGCCAGCAGGCGCACUGGCCCGAGCACAUGAAGUCCUGCACGCAGUCAGCUACUGCCCCGCAGCAGGAAGCCGACGCCGAGGUGAACACGGAAACCGUCAGCAAGUCGACCCAGGGGAGCUCUGCCAGCACCCAGGCGGCUGCCCCGGAGACGCCCAGCACCCCCAAAGAGAAGGAGGCGUCCGCCGAGAAGAGCAAAGACAGCAGCUCGACCCUCGACCUUUCGGGCUCCAGAGACACACCCUCCUCCAUUCUCCUAGGCACCAACCAAGGCACAGACCAUUCCCGGAGCAGCAAGUCCACCUGCUGGAACAGCGGUGAGGAGAAGCGGGCGUCGGCCCGGGCCGAGCACAUCGCCAGCGCCAGCUCCAAGAGCCUCCUCCCGAAAGAGUCUCGGCUGGACGCCUUCUGGGACUAGGGCCCCCGGGCCCCAGGGACACAGGAAGCAGCCAUGGCGGGAGAGCGGCCGUCUUCAGACUUGCGAAUUCCACAGGUGCGGGCUGAGCGCCUGGCGCCCCGGGCCGCCUACACUACAUUGAGGGCGGGCCGCGCCGCCUGGGGCCCGGGCUUUAGCUGUACAUAAGGGACGAUCCGCGGAUGGCACCGAGGCUGGAGCACCCGCCCCUUUUUAUAUUUGUAUUGACUUUAACUUAUAAAGAAGAAAAAUCAUGAAAGGUGACCCCCCCCUCCCCCCCCAGCCACAAGAGGAAUGUUUGAUGUUGGAGGAGGGGCGGCCAGCCGGGCCACCUGUCGGUCACACGGUGCUGGCGCUGUCACCCAGGGGAAAGGGAGCCGUUCUCAGCCUGCACGAAGGAGGUGGGGCCCAGACUGCGCCGUCGUGGACACGUCACGCCAAGCCGGUGGUCGCUUCGGGCCACACGCUGUCCCGGCCAGCGGGACGCACGGAGCAGCUCGCCCCUUUGUGUGGGACUGGAAGGGCGACCCCGAGAAGGGAAGCCACGGCGUCCGUGUUUACAGACGCGCCACGGGGCCCAGCCUGGUGCGGGGAGCGGGCUCAUCUCUCCGCUUUGCGGUUCCUCUCCACUCCCACACCCACACACACCUACUCCCCCCACCUCCCUGGUCAGGCGCAGGAGCUCCCCGGCGGCUGGGAGCGGGCAUGUCUGUUUUAUUUAUAUGAAGCCGAGGCGGAUGGGAGAGCGAGGCCCCGUCAUGCUGUCUGUUACACUACGUAUGCGUUCGUCCCACUUUGUUCUGUACGAGGCAUUGAUCAAAGCAAAAGGUGAUGUAUGUAUAUGAGCAAAUUAACUGUACGAUAUCAUUCCAGUACAUUUGGUUGUACAUUUUAGUCUCGUUUCCUUUCUCUUCCUUGUUGAUAAGAGGACGUGACUUGUACAGUCCCCGGCUAGCUCCCCUCCCUAGAGAACACUGAGAAGAGUAUUAGAGGAAAACAGGAGAC
Molecule: messenger RNA, 5341 nt
Organism: Lepus europaeus (European hare)
Lineage: Eukaryota; Metazoa; Chordata; Mammalia; Lagomorpha; Leporidae
Gene: ZMYND8
Product: zinc finger MYND-type containing 8
Exons: 25
Coding region: 716-4339 (1207 amino acids)
Biological process (GO): regulation of DNA-templated transcription
Molecular function (GO): protein binding
Source: RefSeq, a predicted model, not a curated record